This is a messenger RNA of Podarcis muralis (Common wall lizard), 2856 nucleotides long. RefSeq names its product netrin 3 (gene NTN3). The record is from RefSeq and is a predicted model, not a curated record. Gene Ontology annotation, cellular component: basement membrane. Lineage: Eukaryota; Metazoa; Chordata; Lepidosauria; Squamata; Lacertidae. Gene Ontology annotation, molecular function: protein binding. Gene Ontology annotation, biological process: dendrite development; tissue development; motor neuron axon guidance.
AGAGAGAGAGAGAGAAAGAGGGAGGGAGGCGAACCCAGGAAGGCAGGGCAUAACUUUCUCUCUCGCACUCACAUGCACACACACACAACACACCUCCCUGUAUGUGAUUAAAUGUCUUGAAAUCUGCUUCUGAUUUCCUCGGGGAGUUGACUUUUUCCUUCUCUCUCUCUCUCGCCCCCAACCCUUGGAUUUAUUGAAACCUUUUUUUAAAAAACUCCCAUUUAAAGGCAGCCCGACGCUGAGGCUCAGUUUCUCCACUGUUGCAUUUCUCCCACCCCCCCUCUCUUCCCACCCCCUCGCCGCUCUUUCGGUCCCUCCCAGCGAAGCAGCCCUUCAUUGGGUAGUUCAGUGCGAGCGAGCGAGCAAGAGGGAGACGCAGCAGCAGCAGCAGCCGGGUGGCAGUGGGCGAAGAACCCAGAGUCACCCUGAGCCGCUGAAGCAGCAACCACGCUGACUUUGGGGUGGGUGGGGGCUGGCUUUGUGGAUCCUACCCCCUCCACCACCUUUUGUGUGUGCGUGUGCUGCUGUUGCAACCAGCUGCACCAGCAGAAUUUCUCUCUCCAGAGUUCCAAACUCUUUAUUUUCCUUUUCUUAGCCAAGACGAUUUGGGUGUCUGGAAUUUACACUCCGCUGACAUCUCUCCGCUGGGCGUUGGAGUGGAACUUUCUACCUGUUCUUGUCGCAAGAGAAGCUGGUUUCUGUGACUUUUGAAGAUCUCUCACUGGGAGGAUGGACCCCUUGUCUAUGUUGUGGUUGCUCUUGACUGCCUGUGGAUUAGACUUGUCUCAGGCUGUGAACCCCUUUGCGGUGCAACAGAUCCCGCCUGACCCUUGCUAUGACGAAAAGGGGGCACCCCGCCGCUGCAUCCCAGAAUUUGUCAACGCCGCCUUUGGGAAGGAGGUCCAUGCAUCCAGCACAUGCGGGAAGCCAGCGACCCGCCACUGUGACUCUUCUGACCCCCGGAAAGCUCACCCAGCAUCCUACCUCACAGACCUCAACACUGCUGCAAAUAUGACCUGCUGGCGCUCAGAGACCUUGCACCAUUCGCCCCAGAAUAUCACCCUCACCCUCUCCCUGGGCAAGAAGUUUGAGGUGAUCUAUGUGAGUCUGCAGUUCUGCUCUCCCCGUCCAGAGUCAGCUGCUGUUUUCAAGUCCAUGGAUUACGGCAAAACAUGGGUGCCUUAUCAGUAUUACUCUUCGCAGUGCCGGAAGAUCUACGGCAAGCCCAACAAAGCCACCGUCACCAAACAGAACGAGCAAGAGGCUCUGUGCACUGAUGGGCACACCGACCUCUACCCCUUGACAGGAGGGCUCAUUGCCUUCAGCACUCUGGACGGGCGUCCGUCAGCCCAAGAUUUUGACAACAGCCCCGUCCUUCAGGAUUGGGUGACGGCCACUGACAUCCGGGUCAUUUUCAGCCGCCCCCAUUUGUUCCGGGAACUAGGGGGCCGGGACCAUGAGGACGAGGAUGGCGGGGCUAGCUCUUCUUCGUAUUACUAUGCUGUGGGCGAGUUUCAGGUCGGAGGGCGCUGCAAGUGCAAUGGGCAUGCCUCACGCUGCGUGAAGGACAAAGAAGGCAAGCUGGUGUGUGACUGCAAGCACAAUACGGAGGGCCCUGAGUGCGACCGCUGCAAACCGUUCCAUUACGACCGUCCAUGGCAGAGGGCCACCGCCAGGGAGGCUAACGAGUGCCUAGCCUGCAACUGCAAUCUCCAUGCUCGCCGCUGCCGUUUCAACAUGGAGCUCUACAAACUCUCGGGACGGAAGAGUGGGGGGGUCUGCCUGAAUUGUCGCCACAACACUGCUGGGCGACACUGCCAUUACUGCAAAGAGGGCUUCUACAGAGACAUGAGCAAAUCCAUCACUGACAGAAAAGCCUGCAAAGCCUGCGACUGCCACCCUGUUGGCGCAGCUGGAAAAACUUGCAACCAGACCACUGGACAAUGCCCAUGCAAAGAUGGCGUGACCGGGUUGACCUGCAACCGCUGUGCCAAAGGUUACCAACAGAGCCGGUCACCAGUGGCCCCAUGCAUCAAGAUUCCUGCCAUCAACCCCACCUCCGUGGUCACUAGCACAGAAGAACCAGCAGACUGUGACUCCUACUGCAAACCAGCCAAAGGCAACUACAAAAUUAACAUGAAAAAAUACUGCAAGAAAGAUUAUGUUGUCCAAGUCAACGUCUUAGACAUGGAGACGGUGGCCAACUGGGCCAAGUUCACUGUCAACAUCCUCUCGGUCUACAAGUGCAGAGACGAACGGGUGAAAAGGGGCGACAACUUCUUGUGGAUCCACAUGAAAGACCUGGCGUGCAAAUGCCCCAAGAUCCAAAUCAGCAGGAAGUACUUGGUCAUGGGGAUCAGCGAAAACCCCACUGACCGGCCAGGACUAAUGGCUGACAAGAACAGCUUGGUGAUCCAGUGGAGGGAUGCCUGGACUCGGCGGCUCAGGAAACUGCAGAGGCGGGAGAAAAAGGGGAAGUGCUUGAAACCAUGAUUGGUUUAGGCUCGUGUCUGUUAAUACAUGCCUCCCUUCUCUCUGGUCCCCUGUGCACUGCACCCAGCAGACUGUUCCUAGAGACUCUGUACAUAUACAUAUCAUGUGAAUGGAUGGACUCGCCUGUGUAUAGUGUAUAUUUUGGCAAUGAUUCCUUGGGGGGUGGGGGUUGUGUGCAUGGGUCCUUUUUUAAAAAAAAAGUUUAUUAAGAGUAACACAGUAAUGACAAACCUUUAACAAGGAGCGAAGUGAAGGAGAAGGCUGGUGAACUGAAGAGACUUGGAAGAAGACAGCUCAGAAUGUCUCUGAGCAGGAGCAAAAUUCCCACCCUGUUUUUCUUUUUUAAAAAACAAAACAAAACAA